AUGGAUCACCUUAUCUGCUUGGGAUUCAUUCUCUGGCUCAGGAAUCCCAUUGAUCUUCCCUCUUGCUCCAGGGCGGCGCCCAAUGCGUACCCAGAUGCGUCGGUGCGCCUCCCCAUUUCACGUGAUAGCGAACGGAGGCCCCGUGUCCCGCUGAUCAAGGAUGUACUCCACAAGGAAUUGGCAGAUCUCGAUCUGCAUCAUGCUGCGGCAGCAGAGCCGCAGUCGCCCGUCGCCCUUGAGCAGAGGGGCGUUAACGCCGAAAUGGAGGAUGCGGCUGAGUACAUCAGCGCAGCCUCUGACACUUCUAGCGACUGUGAAAAUGUCUUGGAAUAG
Molecule: messenger RNA, 333 nt
Organism: Eimeria maxima
Lineage: Eukaryota; Apicomplexa; Conoidasida; Eucoccidiorida; Eimeriidae
Exons: 3
Coding region: 1-333 (110 amino acids)
Source: RefSeq, a predicted model, not a curated record